AUGGAAGCGCGAGAUCUCUUGAGGCUUCCGGAAAUUCUCCAAAAUGUCUUCGAACAGCUUGACUCGGAUGGCCCGUCCUUAUUUGCUGUCGUCCAAGUCAACAAAACGUGGUUCCUUAACGGCAUAGCCGUUCUGUGGCAGAAGGCAAAUACCGAUGCCCUCGCUCAGGUCUCUGAGGAGCGUCGCCAAAUAUAUGCCUCAUGCAUCCAUAAGUUAAUCUUCAAUGGUCCUGGAGAUGAAGCAUACUACAUGUCGUUUCAGGACCUUGUUUUUACCAACCUACGUGAAGUCUCAAUCGAUUCAUAUCGUCCCAAAAAUGGGCAUCGGCCGAAUCUAUUGCCAUUGCUUCCCCCGACCUUAGAGGAAUUUUCGUUUUACGGAGGCGACCUUGGCUUCGAAGUUUUGGAUCACUUACGGACAAAUUGUCGACGACUACGAUCUAUUUUAAUCGAUUCCCCUGGCUCCGAUAUUACGCCUACGGCCUUUCUGAAUUUCCUUCGCAGCUGCCCAAUAUUGGAGAGUUUGACCUUCGUCGUCAGAAUGGAACAUCUACUUCCUCCAGAAACCAUAUUACACCUCUUUUCACGGAAAAAUCUGAGGAGCUUGGAGAUCUCAGCUAUGAUCAAAGAAGAUCUUCUGGAUCAGAUAUCAGCUACUAUUGACACUCCGCUCCCUAUGAUCGAGCGACUUAUUCUGCCUAUCACAGCAUCUGCUAUUCCCACGAUGAUAACACUCCUCGAGCCACGACAUUCUCUCCGAGAGCUAUCUUUGUCUAUCGACGGGACGACGCGAGAUAUAUUUACCCACAUCUCGCGACUAACAAGCUUGGAAAAACUUGAGCUCAAAUUUCGCCAGGAGGCGGAACUAUCCUCUAGAGAUCUCGCUUCAUUGAAGCAAUUAACCCUCUUACAAAAGCUCAGCAUUGUGACCGAUUCUUGGUAUGGUCUCAAUACCUCAUCCAUUCACGCAAUGGACUGGACAGACACAGACUUUGACGCAGCGAUUUCACAUAUGCCUCGCUUAAGGCAUCUCGAGCUGCAAGUCCAAUGCCCACUAUUUGUUGCCGCUGUGGCAUCGCUGAGCCAUCAUUGUCGCUCCUUGGAGACAUGCGAGAUGCCUCAAAUUUUCAAUUUCAACAUGUGGCCGGAUCGUGAUGAGAUAUGGUUCCCAAAUCUGCAAGAGCUUUGGAUUGGUGGUUUUGACAACGAUGGUGAUGAUCAGAAUACCCAAAACGAUCCGCGGGAAUUCGCGGCCAAACUCAAAGCUAAAUGCCCUCGACUUCAAGACCUUAAUGUCUACAGUGAAGACCCAUACACGGAAGCAGUGGCAGCGGCAUUUAACGCGUUAGACUAG
This is a messenger RNA of Paecilomyces variotii, 1353 nucleotides long. RefSeq lists its product as hypothetical. The record is from RefSeq and is a predicted model, not a curated record. Bases 1 to 1353 code for a protein of 450 amino acids. The transcript has 2 exons. Lineage: Eukaryota; Fungi; Ascomycota; Eurotiomycetes; Eurotiales; Thermoascaceae.